GCAGUAUAAUUUGAGGUAAACUUGAUUCUAAUUGUAGUUUAAUGAGAAUGUGUUGACUCAUAAACAAAGAUUGUUUUAAUUGGCCAUAAAUGUAAAUAUUCCGAUGGAAUCUAAUUUGGAUGCAAGAGAACAUAUUAGAUAUCUUAAAGUGCAGAGCAUGUCACAUACAGGAGAUGAUUUGCACUCGCCCAACUAUUUGUCGUGGAGAAAACUACAACUAAGUCGUGCCAAGUUAAAAGCUUCCAGUAAGACUUCUGCUCUUCUUUCUGGCUUUGCAAUGGUGGCCAUGGUCGAAGUGCAGUUGGAUAAAGGAACUUCAGUGCCAGAUUAUAUGUUGGUGGCAUUUGCCAUUUGUACAACUUUGCUCGUGGCCGUUCAUAUGCUUGCCUUGAUGAUUAGUACUUGCAUACUACCAAAUGUAGAAACUGUUUGUAACUUACAUAGUAUUGCUUUAGUCAACGAAUCUCCACACGAAAUGCUACAUUGGUACAUUGAAAUUGCAUGGUCAUUUUCGACCCUCUUUGGGCUCCUUCUCUUCCUUAUUGAAAUCGCAAUCUUAUGUUGGGUCAAGUUUUAUGAUCUAAACAAAGCAGCAUCUUGGUCCGCAUGCAUAAUACUGAUCCCCGUUCUGAUUGUUUUUAUUGCCUUCGCCAUCCACUUUUAUAGAUCACUUGUCACACACAAGUACGAAGUUACGAUUUCUGGCAUUCGUGAAUUGGAAAUUUUAAAAGAAUCCUUGGAGCAGAACAACAGAGAACAACCACAAAAUGCAACAGCAAAUACGGGCUCGUUUUACUCCAGUGAUAUGGCUUGAAUUUGAUUGUUUUUCAAAAUAGGUAUAUAGUAUUUACUUACACAUGUAUGUCAAAUUUUCUUUCUCGAUUUUAUAUUUAACUCUAACAACUCUAACAUUGGAAUAAAAUGUUAAAGAAAAAUUCAAAAUUUAUACUUUGUAAAUAAGUAAUGUUU
Culicoides brevitarsis is the source of this 969-nucleotide messenger RNA. RefSeq names its product calcium release-activated calcium channel protein 1 (gene Orai). Gene Ontology annotation, molecular function: store-operated calcium channel activity. The record is from RefSeq and is a predicted model, not a curated record. NCBI's taxonomy places the organism in Eukaryota, Metazoa, Arthropoda, Insecta, Diptera, Ceratopogonidae. Gene Ontology annotation, cellular component: membrane. Bases 104 to 814 code for a protein of 236 amino acids. Gene Ontology annotation, biological process: store-operated calcium entry. The transcript is spliced from 4 exons.